Trichoplax adhaerens is the source of this 1173-nucleotide messenger RNA. RefSeq lists its product as uncharacterized. Gene Ontology annotation, molecular function: alpha-mannosidase activity. Bases 1 to 1173 code for a protein of 390 amino acids. Gene Ontology annotation, cellular component: Golgi apparatus. The transcript has a single exon. The record is from RefSeq and is a predicted model, not a curated record. Lineage: Eukaryota; Metazoa; Placozoa; Uniplacotomia; Trichoplacea; Trichoplacidae.
AUGGAAGGCAAUCUCAAGAGCAACGAUGACAACCAUGCAGACAGUGGGAAUAGUAAUAAACUAGUGGCAGCCAAUCGAACGAUUCAUAAUCCUGCUGUCUCUUAUGAUGUCCAUAUCUUUUACUAUGCUUGGUAUGGAAAUCCUGAAAAUGAUGCAAAGUAUAUCCAUUGGAAUCAUCAGUAUCUUAAGCAUUGGGAGUCUGCUGUAGCUGAGCGAUACAAGAAAUAUUCAGGCCGUCAUGCUCCACCAGAUGAUAUUGGAGCUAAUUUUUAUCCUUUUUUAGGUCCGUAUAGCUCUUGGAAUAAAACCAUCAUUCAAGAUCAUAUGAAACAGAUCCAACUUGCAGGAGCAGGAGUCGUCGUUCUUUCAUGGUAUCCUCCUGGAAAAUCCGAUCCGGAAGGAAAACCAAGCGAUUCCGCUGUUUUACCCCUUUUGUUAGCUGCUGACGAGCACAAUCUGAAGAUUACUUUUCAUAUCGAGCCCUACAAGGAUCGGACACCUGAUUCUGUACGAAACGAUAUCAAGUACAUUAUUGAUACAUACGGCCAUUACCCAUCCUUCUAUAAGCGUAAAUGGAAAGGACAACAACUACCACUAAUCUAUGUAUACGAUUCUUAUCAUAUCAAGCCAAAAGCCUGGAAAGAAGUUCUGACCCGCGAAGGCACCAAUACCAUUCGUGGAACUAAAUAUGACGCGAUUGUAAUCGCCUUGUUAGUAGAUGAACAUCAUAAAUCAUUUAUAACGACUGGAGGCUUUGACGGCUUUUAUACUUACUUUGCCGCAGAUGGUUUUACAUAUGGAUCAAGAAAGGAAAACUGGAAAAAUCUCAAGCAAUUUUCUCUAGAAUCAUCAUCCAUUUUUAUUCCUAGUGUUGGACCGGGUUAUAUUGAUACUCGAGUCCGACCAUGGAAUAGUCAAAAUACACGUAACCGUUUAAAUGGGGAUUACUAUGAUAAAGGAAUGAACCAUGCACUUGAAAUUAACCCAAGUAUAAUAUCAAUAACUUCAUUUAAUGAAUGGCAUGAAGGAACACAAAUAGAAAAGGCUGUCCACAAAGAAUAUUUAGAUUUUAAAUAUCUCGAUUAUAGCCCUCAGGAGCCUGAUUUUUACUUAAAGUUAACGCGAAAAUGGGUACAUAAAUUUAUGAGAAGGAAAAGAGUACAAUCAUUGUAG